GCCCAAAGUUCACAAAAUCGAACAAGGAAUCAUCGAAGGAGCGAGUAGUGGAGGUGAGACUGAGAGCGAUAAUGGCAUUGGGUGCGACGGCGAUCGGAGCCUUGCUUGGUUUGGGUACUCAGAUGUACUCCAAUGCCCUCCGUAAACUCCCCUAUAUGCGACAUCCGUGGGAGCAUGUCUUGGGAAUGGGUUUGGGUGUUGUUUUUGUUAAUCAGCUUGUGAAAUGGGAUGCUCAACUCCAGCAAGACCUCGACAAGAUGCUCGAAAAGGCCAAAGCAGCAAACGAGCGACGUUAUAUUGAUGAUGAUGAUGAUUAAGUGAAUUUCUUCAAGAGCUGCAGUGCUUCUGUCAUGAGAAUCUUGUGGUACAUUGGCGUCAUAAUCAAACUUUUUGGGUUUUUAAUGUCCUUUUACUGUACUUUUGAGUUUGUCAUAACUAGCUGAUGAACCUAUUUUGAACAGGAGAUUCAGCAACAACUCAUAAUGUUGAAUGGCUAUUGUUGUAGCUUCAUUAAUAAUUCAUAGAUUUGGUCCAGUUCCUGUAUAAUCCCACAACUGAUUCACAUCUAAUGUACACCUGCUGUGCCUCUCAAACUGAGGUUUGUGUUUGAUA
Molecule: messenger RNA, 612 nt
Organism: Prosopis cineraria
Lineage: Eukaryota; Viridiplantae; Streptophyta; Magnoliopsida; Fabales; Fabaceae
Exons: 3
Coding region: 72-317 (81 amino acids)
Source: RefSeq, a predicted model, not a curated record